Aphanomyces astaci is the source of this 4854-nucleotide messenger RNA. RefSeq lists its product as hypothetical. The coding region runs from base 1 to 4854 and encodes 1617 amino acids. The record is from RefSeq and is a predicted model, not a curated record. NCBI's taxonomy places the organism in Eukaryota, Oomycota, Saprolegniomycetes, Saprolegniales, Verrucalvaceae. The transcript is spliced from 8 exons.
AUGCCGGGAUUCCAGAUCCACAUCGCGCGGUUCGAUGUCGAGCCCGCGGAUGACAUACACCCGUGCAUUAAUGACGCUCCUUUUGCAGCUGGCGGUGGGAGUCCCCUCUCAGCACAUCCCCGUGCGUCCCUUGUGCCGAAACCCGCCCGUCGAAAUUCUGGAUUUGUCACAUCGGAGGACUACAUGACGUGGUUCGAAUACAUGGAGGCUGUGUGCGGCUUUUUGUACGUCGCGGCGUCCAUUGCGUCGGGUGUGGUGUAUCUCCAGGUGCUGUAUCCGUCGUUUGCGAACGAAUUGACGUGGCCGUACUUCAACACGUCGACGCACUUGUUUAUUGGGGACCUGUGCAACCUGGGGCUACCUACGCAGUAUUGCUGGGUCGACUUUGACAAAACGUUUGAAAUGGCACACACGGCCGCCCGCCAGGCGCGAUGUGCUUCCAUGUACCACGCCAACGCGGCGGUGCAUUACGAAGCAAUGUUGCGCAACAUCCCAUGGGCCAAGUGGGAGACGUCCUUUGGCGGACCAAAUGGGUCGUUCACACGUGCUAUUGCGGCGGUGCAAAACGCAUUUGUGGACUUGCCAUCGGAAGCAGUGUUGUGGCGAGCAAAGGGGAUGGCGCAGUGGAUGCUGCGAUGGCACAACGGGUGGUCCCCGGGGGUGAAAGAGAUCAUUGAAGUCGUGGACGCAUACGGUUUCUUCAAUAAACUGAUUGUAAAGAGCCUGUCGUACAUGCCCCAAGCCACAGGCUCCAAGUCCACAGUGCUCAACAGCGUCAUCACCACCGACAUGCCGUUUGCAAGAUUGCGCAACUACUCCCUGGUGCGAGGCACGUCGCGGCAAAUUCCGGACGAGCUGAUUUUGUUCAACUCGGUCAUGGUCCCCACGCUAGUAAGUCAGUUGUGGGAGACCAACAUUGGGCCGUACGGGGCGAUCGACGCGGUGUGGGUGCCCGUGCCACCAAGCUUGGCUGACAUCGUCCAUUCGUUCCAGGGAGAUGUGCUGUCUCAACUGACGCGCAAUGCGACAGUGCUGGCCGCGGUGCAAGAAUUGGGCUACGAGUGGGCGCUGCCGACCCCACGUGCCUGGUCUGGCGGUGCAAACGUUCGGGUUGACGACAUGUGCUUGACGUCGUUGCAAUUGAGCGUCGAAAUGGACGCGAUGAGCGCCUUGUUUGCCCUACAGCACGACCCGAUCUUUGUAUCAAAAGUCCGCCAAACGCUGACGGGUAUGGUGCCUGUGCAAAGUAUGUCGACGUCCUUGCUCAUGGAGCUUCUCGUGGACGUUCGCGACGUGAGUGUAUUUCAGUUUGCCUUCCACGACACGUCUGAACUGCCUCUAUUUUUGACGCAACCGCUCUUGGAUCCAAACGACCAUGCUUGGAGUUUGUAUGGCUGGGUGAUGCUGUACGACUGGGCCAUGCAACGUCGGGAAGUGGUCCGGUUUGACGGCGAUGUCGACUCGAUCACGCUCGUGUCGAAACGAUACGACCCUCAGCCAUUCGUUCCAGGCAGCCUGGAUGCGUCCCAGCGACCGGACAACUUUAGCAAGUUUUUCGCCACGUAUGUCACGGUCGUGUUGUCGUGUGUGGGGGCCGUCAUGGUGGUAUAUGGAUGCAUCACGCAGUUCCGCGUGAUGGGUCGCAACCUCUUUCGAUUCAAUCGGGUUGUCGGGUCGGUGUGGGCAGGCAAAAUCAUUCAAUACGAGCGUGGCAUCACGGCCGUGGCGUUGCUGAGUUCUUCGACGAUCGAACUGCGCAAGACAAUGGGGCUAUCCUACUUUGUGUCGACGCGCCGGUCAACACUAGAGCUCUUGUUGGUGGCCAGCGAAGCGACUUGGGUGGCGUAUACCCUCCAAGACGUGUUGGCAGCGAUUUUCACAGAGCAUUCGUACUACGCGGCCCCAGUCAGCACGGCCUUCGCCUGGGCAACAUUGAUCGUUUUCGAAACGUUGGUUCCGUCGGCGCCGUAUCUGAAUUUAGAACGGACGUGCAAGACGUUGGUCGUGGGGACCCAGGUCGAGUGCCGCAGUGGCCAACUGCAUUUCGGCCAUCCCGUCCGGCUGAACGUCCUCGUGGGGAUGGAUCGUCCUCCGUCCCAUGCGUUCCUCGACAAAACGCUCGCCAGCGACCACCACAGUUUCUGCUUUGACCGGGUCACGUGCAUCAUGAGUGGCUUGAUCACAGUGCACACGGCGUACUAUCAAUACGUGUUCGACGUCAAGUCGUGGUCAAUCUACCGAGAGCCGUUUCAGCCACCAGAGUUUAAUGGACCACACGCAGCCCAAAUACCCGCGCGCGAAAGAGCGACGCGAUCGUUUCAUUCUUUCGAUCGAUUCAUGGCCGUGGCUGGACUGGCGUACAUGGUCAUAUCGGUGGCAGCUAGUGUCGUGUACUUGUCAACCUCGGCCGCGGACACGACCAAUGACUUCUGGUGGUCUCACUUCAAUGCGUCGGGAGGGUACGGGUACCUCGCAAACGAGUUCAACACGUCGUUGGACAAUCCCAUGUACGCCGACUCGACGCCGUACAACACGACCAGCACCGUGUUCAGUUCCAGUGCGCUGUACGCCAACAUUGUGCAAUUUGAAGUCGGGAACUCGCUGGCCAUUGCCAUCCAAGGCUUGAAGAACAUGGACAUUUGCGACGUGGCUCAAAUCAUGACGCCGUAUUGCUGGCUGGACUUUCACCAGCAGUUUCCCAUGGCAAACAGCGUGAAGCGACAGACGCGAUGCGAGCUCGAAUACACGAGCAACGGCGCCGGCGAGGCGUUGUGCUGGGACUUCCCGCCUAUCUUGGGCGAUGACUUUAUGGCGAGUGCUCACGGUGCCGAGUGGGUGCAGCGCAUCCAGACAACGUUGACGACAGUGGAGGACGAAGUGCGGUACUGGCGUGCGUUUGGUUUGACCCAUUACACGACGCAAUUCCAAAACUACAAGACGAUGGGGCUGGUCGAGUCGUUUCGUAUUCGAAACGCGCUGGGCUUCGAGUAUUCGUUGCCACUCAAGUACGGAAACGCGUCCAUGCAGUUUGGGGCUCAAACGUCCAUGAAAUUGUACUGGAGCUUCGCCAUGGACCUCUCCGUCGUGUUCAACAUGUACGGCUUCACGACGCCGACAUUGUCGCCCAGUUUGCUGGCGUCGAGUCCACAUUACGUUUACGCCAACGUGUCGCUGCACGAGACGUUUGUGCAACUUGGUGUGCUGCACGCGCCACUUGGGGCAGUGUACACAACGCUGACCAAGGUACUGGGGCCAUUUGGGUCGAUUGAUGCGCGGCAUAUUCCAGCGCCGCUAUCGCUACGACAGUUCUACUCGAUAGCGUCCAACACAAUUUCGGCGCUCAUGACAACCAACGCUGACGCGCAACUUGCGUACAACGACCUGGCGCUUCCGACCCAGUGGGUGCCUUGUCCGUUGGCCUUGAUCGGAGUCAAGCGGUACUCUGGAAGCAUCUUGUGUCAAGAUUUGUCGGCCACGUCCAGCACGACCAUGUUGUCGCUAUGGACGCAUAAUGGCUGCACCAGUGCGUCAGAAAAUCUGCAUCCGACGGGCAUGUCCAGUUUAAUUGCCGCCACGAGCGAAACGAGAUCGGUGGGCCGAUGCCAUUUGUUCCUGGACGAAGCAGCCAACUUGUCGCAGGCGUUCUAUUCCCAACAGAACCUCUCCACGCAUGCCGCCUACGCCCGGGCCGCCCAGCUCGACAUUUACACGCUCAAUGUGUCCUUGCUGCAAUUCCGGCACGACGACGGCACUGCGCUCGUGCACAACUUGUUCGCACCAGACGCGGCUGCGUUCUGGUUCUUCUCUUGGGGGCUUGUAUUUGAGUGGCUUUUGGGUAACCGGGACGUGGUGUCGUUCGAAGGAGACGAAGGGCGACUGAUGCUCAUGAGCUCAACCGCGUUUUCCGUCGAGUCGUUGCCCAACCCCAAUGUCAUUCUGUACCUCAUGUCCAGGUACACCCGCAACGUUGUUGUGUACAUCACAGUCAUGAUUGCCGCCGUGGCGGUGGUUACGGCCAUGUAUAUUGUCGGCAGCGUCGGCCGGGUCGAAGGAUGGAACGUGCUCGAAAUCAAUCGCGUGGCCGCCGUGGUGUGGGCCGGCCGGCCGCUUCUGUUUCUGCGGAGCCUCGUCGCGUUUUGUUUACUCAGUAAGUCGCAGCUGCACUUGACGCAGUUUGGACCCGUAGGGCUCAUGACUGCGUUUGAGUUUGACCAAUUGGAAUGGUACCGUGUCGUGUUGACGGCAGGGGAAGCCACGUGGUUUGUCUACGUCCUCUGCGACGUACUGAUUGUCGUGACCAAACAGCACAUUGCCGCAUACACGACGUAUUCCGGCCUGAUUGUAUGUGUCAUUGCCAUUACGCUCAGCGUGUACAGUCCAGUAAUAGGCACGGCCGUGGUCAAUCGCGUAUGCUCGUCCCCCGUGUUGGACUUCAAAUUGCAAUGUGACGCCGGAGUCGUGAGCAUUGGCAGCGUCACUCGCGUGUGGGAACUCGUCGGCAUCUCGCUCGUGACAGUGGGCGCCUGUUACUUGUUCCAGCUGAUCCGACACCUGAGCUUGCCCGACACAAGGCAUUCUGUGUCGCUCUUGCUCUCAUGUGGCGCCACGUACUUGUUUACGAUGGGCAAUUGGAAAUACAAGCACGGGUACUACUUGGACAAGGCGUCGGCCGUCAUCACUGGCCUUGUCUGCGUGCAAGUGAAACGCAAGUUUUACAUCCUCGACAUCAAGCUGUGGCGCAUGUUCGUGAUCGACAUUCCACCAGACUUGCAAGUCCCCAAGACCCACCCCAUGUACGACCGUGUUCGUUAUGCGUUUCCCUUGCUAAGCAGUGCCACUAGUGUGAAUGCGUAA